Messenger RNA from Nestor notabilis (Kea), 1246 nucleotides. RefSeq names its product ring finger protein 217 (gene RNF217). The coding region runs from base 1 to 753 and encodes 250 amino acids. Gene Ontology annotation, cellular component: cytoplasm; ubiquitin ligase complex. The transcript has 5 exons. The record is from RefSeq and is a predicted model, not a curated record. Gene Ontology annotation, biological process: positive regulation of proteasomal ubiquitin-dependent protein catabolic process; protein polyubiquitination; ubiquitin-dependent protein catabolic process. Gene Ontology annotation, molecular function: ubiquitin conjugating enzyme binding; zinc ion binding; ubiquitin protein ligase activity. NCBI's taxonomy places the organism in Eukaryota, Metazoa, Chordata, Aves, Psittaciformes, Psittacidae.
AUGCAGGUGCAGCUGGGACAAGCGGAUAUAAAAUGCCCAAUCACAGAAUGCAGCGAGCACCUGGAUGAAACAACUGUCCUCUAUAACCUGCCCCAUGACGACAUCAUCAAGUAUAAGUAUUUCCUGGAACUCAGCCGCAUUGACUCCAGCACCAAACCAUGCCCUCAGUGCAAGCACUUUACAACCUUCCGGAGGAGAGGCCACAUUCCUACCCCUGCCAAAUUGGAGAACAAAUACAAAAUCCAGUGUCCAUCUUGCCAAUUUGUCUGGUGUUUCAAGUGCCACUCUCCCUGGCAUGAAGGUGUUAACUGCAAAGAAUACAAGAAGGGAGACAAGCUGUUGCGUCACUGGGCCAACGAAAUUGAACACGGGCAGAGGAACGCCCAGAAGUGUCCAAAAUGCAAGAUCCACAUCCAGAGAACAGAAGGGUGUGACCACAUGACUUGUUCCCAGUGUAACACUAAUUUCUGUUACCGUUGUGGGGAGAGAUACCGCCAGCUCCGGUUCUUCGGAGAUCACACAUCAAACCUCAGUAUCUUUGGAUGCAAAUACCGCUACCUCCCCGAGAGACCACAUUUAAGGAGAUUAGUGCGAGGAUCUGUCUGUGCUGGAAAACUACUCAUUACACCCCUAAUACUGGUUCUGGGACUGGCAUUGGGAGCCAUAGCUGUUGUAAUAGGUUUAUUUGUGUUUCCUAUCUAUUGCCUUUGUAAAAAGCAGAGGAAAAGAUCACGGACAGGUAUGCCCUGGUAAGGAUGGACCUUAUUCAUCGGAACUGAGCUGGUCCUGCAAGGGCUAUAUAAGCUUUGUGCAACAGAGCAAUACAGUGCUGGUAACAGCAUCGAAGCCACCACCCUGGAAGAAGAUUGGGGGAUCUCCUGCUGUCUUCCCUCAGACGAAAACACUACUGCAGACCAGAAAGCCUCUUUGCUCUGGUGCACUCUGAACAAGAUGGGCCCCCUGACUGCUGCUUUUUAAAUGUUUUGAGUUUUGUUGUUUUUUUGUUUUUUAAUUACUACUUUGGAGGGGUUUUUUGAGUCUAAGUUUCUGAACUAGACAAUCAAAGUCUCUCUUGUAGCCACAACUCUACUACCGAUUUGGCCUGUGAAGAAAGCAUUUAACUGCUAACAUGUGCUCCAUUUAACUUCAGUGUCGGCCUUUAAGGGGGAAAUGCUUAGAAGUGUUUGGACUCUUACUGUAUACUGAGCAUACUACUUUUGGUAUUAAAAACUACUCCUGUAAAUAA